Molecule: messenger RNA, 1427 nt
Organism: Cyphomyrmex costatus
Lineage: Eukaryota; Metazoa; Arthropoda; Insecta; Hymenoptera; Formicidae
Gene: eas
Product: ethanolamine kinase 1
Exons: 7
Coding region: 375-1427 (350 amino acids)
Biological process (GO): phosphatidylethanolamine biosynthetic process
Cellular component (GO): cytoplasm
Molecular function (GO): ethanolamine kinase activity
Source: RefSeq, a predicted model, not a curated record
GCAUUUUUGCAUAAAUCGAAAGAAUCUGGCAGAAAAAAGUGUCGCUCUGCCUCGCGAGCCGAGAUAUUAAUAGUUAAAGUUGACCACUUUUGAGGUUAUGAAACCUGUUAUAUCGACGUAAUGUAACGAAAAAUAAAUAAUCCAUGUGGACAGUAUAUAGUGCUUAAAAAAAAAUAAAACAUUCUACCCGCUUGAGACUUAACCACAUGGAAGUUGCAGCCUAUACAGUAUUAGAAAUUUCAACAAUAAUUACCAAAAUUUCUGUACCUCUUUACAUCUUAGAGACUUUUAUGAACAAUUUAACAAAGCAAGUUAAUACGUAAUUUUUAUAUGUUAUAAUUAUAUGUUAUAAUUCUAUACAAUAGCAAUAAGCUAUGAGUUUAUGUGAGGAACAUCUCAACAUCACAGUAGACGAGAAUGAAAUUAUUGUUGGUGCUAAAGAUAUUAUAAAGAGGAUUAGACCAUCCUGGCCUUUACAGCAACUGCAUUUCAAGAUAUUUACUGAUGGAAGAACAAAUAAGUUGAUAGGAGUAUGGUAUGCGGGACAUUAUACAGAUAUGAUCCUGGUUAGAAUUUACGGCAACAAUUCGGAUUUACUGAUUGACCGAAAAAGUGAAAUAAAAAAUAUCCGGAUAUUGAACAAGGCUGGCUAUACUCAUUGCAUUUAUGCUACAUUUAACAAUGGGUUUGCCUAUGAAUUCCUGGAAGGUGAAACUCUAACUACUGAAACAGUCAGGGAUUCAAAAGUAUAUCCAUUAAUUGCGAAACGUAUGGCUGAAAUGCAUAAUCUUGAGCCUGAAAAUGAAUCUGUAUCAAAAAAUGCUUUUAUUUGGGAAAAAACGAAGCAAUUUAUGCAAAUUAUGCCUAAAAAAUUUUCGGAUUCUCUCAAGCAAGCAAAGUUUGAAACGUUGAUACCAUCCUCUGUAAUAUUGGAGAAAGAAUAUCACAUGUUGAAAAGUAUACUUUCCGAAGUGAAUAGUCCUGUAGUAUUUGCUCAUAAUGAUCUUCUACUAGGAAAUAUACUGUACAGUGAAAGACAGGAGAGUGUUGUUUUUAUCGAUUAUGAAUACACUUCGUUUAACUAUCAGGCGUUUGAUAUAGUUAACCACUUUACAGAAUUUGCUGGUUUCGACGAGCCGGAUUACUCUUUAUAUCCAGAUGAAAAUUUUCAAAAAAUAUGGUUAAAAAAAUAUUUGCAAAUAUACAACGCGACGACUAACGUGUCUGAGAAAGACGUUGACAAAUUAUACUGGCAAGUUACUAAAUUUACUCCCUUGCCGCAUUUUUUUUGGGGCUGUUGGGCUCUCAUCCAGAGCGAGCAUUCGCAUAUUGAUUUUGAUUUUUUAGCAUAUGCUGCAAUACGUUUUAAUGAAUAUUUUAAGUGGAAGGAAGAAAUCUUGAAGAUGAAAACAGAAUUUGAUGAAUGA